CCACUUUUUUUGUUGUUUCUUGUUGCUACUGCUAAAAAAGCAUCUUCUUCUUCCUUUUUUUCAUUCUCAACACUUUGCUUUUCCUUCUUCUUCUAGUCUCUCUUUUGCUUCUGAUUGGAACCAAGCUCGCUUCUCUCCUUCUUCUCCUUCUUCCUCUUUGCGUGUGGUUUAUCUAUCUUCCUCCAAAUAAUCUCUUGAUCUCCUCCCAUUAAUUCAACUCUCAAUUCUCAAUCUUUAUGCUAAAUUGAAUCUCCUUAUCCUUCUCUGCUUUCUGGGUUCUCGAGUCUCGAUUUCUGGGAUUACUUAUUCUCUCUCCCGGGAAAAUUAAACCCACAUGAAUCUGUUUCGUAACUUAACUGAUUCAUCGGCUUGAAAUAGAUAUUCUUCACAAAGUUUCAAGCUUUUCGUUUUGAAUUCUCUCAAUUGAAAAUUCAUGGGGAUCUGUCAUGGUAAACCCAUCGAGCAACAACAAUCAAAAAGCCUCCCAGUUUCCGGCGAAACCGAUGAAGCUCCGACGAAUUCACAGCCACCGGCGAAAUCUUCCGGCUUUCCGUUUUACAGCCCAAGUCCUGUACCAAGCUUAUUCAAAUCCUCACCUUCCGUAUCUUCGAGCGUGAGCUCAACGCCUCUUCGUAUCUUCAAGAGACCUUUCCCUCCUCCUUCUCCUGCUAAGCACAUACGAGCUUUCCUCGCGCGUCGCUACGGCUCUGUCAAGCCCAAUGCGGUUUCGAUUCCCGAAGGUAAAGAAUGUGAGAUUGGCCUCGAUAAGAGUUUUGGGUUUUCGAAACAGUUUGCUUCACACUACGAGAUUGAUGGUGAGGUGGGUCGUGGACAUUUUGGGUAUACUUGCUCUGCUAAGGGUAAAAAAGGUACCUUGAAAGGUCAAGAAGUUGCUGUUAAAGUUAUUCCUAAAUCAAAGAUGACAACUGCAAUUGCGAUUGAGGAUGUUAGUAGAGAAGUGAAGAUGUUGCGGGCUUUGACUGGUCAUAAGAACCUAGUCCAGUUUUAUGACGCGUUUGAAGAUGAUGAAAAUGUUUAUAUUGUCAUGGAGUUAUGCAAAGGUGGUGAACUCUUGGAUAAAAUUCUUCAAAGGGGUGGAAAAUACUCAGAAGAUGAUGCUAAAAAAGUUAUGGUUCAGAUUCUCAGUGUUGUGGCUUACUGUCAUCUACAAGGUGUGGUUCACCGUGACCUUAAACCCGAGAACUUUCUUUUCUCAACGAAGGAUGAGACUUCUCCUCUGAAAGCAAUUGAUUUUGGUCUUUCUGACUAUGUCAAGCCAGACGAGAGGUUGAAUGAUAUUGUAGGAAGUGCUUACUACGUGGCCCCAGAAGUUUUACACCGUACAUAUGGAACAGAAGCUGACAUGUGGAGUAUAGGAGUGAUUGCUUAUAUUCUUCUCUGUGGCAGUCGGCCCUUUUGGGCUCGUACUGAAUCUGGAAUCUUUCGGGCUGUCCUAAAGGCAGAACCGAAUUUUGAAGAAGCUCCUUGGCCAUCCCUAUCACCUGACGCUGUAGAUUUUGUGAAAAGAUUGCUUAACAAAGAUUACCGUAAACGACUAACUGCGGCCCAGGCUUUGUGUCAUCCCUGGCUGGUUGGCUCGCAUGAACUAAAGAUUCCAUCUGAUAUGAUCAUAUACAAGCUUGUAAAAGUGUACAUAAUGUCAACUUCAUUGAGAAAAUCGGCUUUAGCGGCUCUUGCCAAGACAUUAACUGUACCGCAGUUAGCUUAUCUGCAGGAGCAAUUCACGUUGUUGGGGCCAAGCAAAAAUGGAUAUAUUUCGAUGCAAAACUACAAAACAGCAAUCCUAAAGAGUUCAACAGAUGCUAUGAAGGAUUCACGAGUGUUAGAUUUUGUUCACAUGAUAAGUUGUCUUCAAUACAAGAAACUAGACUUUGAAGAGUUUUGUGCUUCAGCAUUAAGCGUUUAUCAGCUUGAAGCAACGGAAACAUGGGAACAACAUGCACGGCGUGCUUACGAGUUGUUUGAGAAAGACGGGAAUAGACCCAUCAUGAUUGAAGAACUUGCAUCGGAACUCGGACUCGGGCCAUCAGUGCCGGUGCACGUUGUUCUUCAGGAUUGGAUAAGACAUUCUGAUGGCAAGCUUAGUUUCUUAGGCUUUGUCAGAUUACUACAUGGCGUGUCUUCUCGGACCUUACAAAAAGCUUAGAGUAACGCCAUUGUUAGAUGAGAAAAGAUGCAACUAGGUGGAGUAGAUCUGGUUUCUUCCUUUCUUUCCACUUCUUGAUAGUUUUUUUAGUUUUCUUUUUCUAUUUAUGGGUAAGCUUCUGAGUCAAAGAUUCGAUAAUUAUGUCUGUGAGUGUAUGUGUGUGUGGUGGGAAGGAAAAGUUUAUGAAGAAGAGGAAUGUACAGAAUGAGACAUAUCCGAUGAUUAUUUUAAUCCAGUGAUGUUUACGUGUGAAGCA
Molecule: messenger RNA, 2423 nt
Organism: Arabidopsis lyrata subsp. lyrata
Lineage: Eukaryota; Viridiplantae; Streptophyta; Magnoliopsida; Brassicales; Brassicaceae
Product: CDPK-related kinase 1
Exons: 11
Coding region: 434-2167 (577 amino acids)
Biological process (GO): peptidyl-serine phosphorylation; intracellular signal transduction; protein autophosphorylation
Cellular component (GO): nucleus; cytoplasm
Molecular function (GO): calcium/calmodulin-dependent protein kinase activity; calmodulin binding; calcium-dependent protein serine/threonine kinase activity
Source: RefSeq, a predicted model, not a curated record